Eurypyga helias (sunbittern) is the source of this 3111-nucleotide messenger RNA. RefSeq names its product lysine (K)-specific demethylase 5B (gene KDM5B). The record is from RefSeq and is a predicted model, not a curated record. The transcript is spliced from 21 exons. Lineage: Eukaryota; Metazoa; Chordata; Aves; Eurypygiformes; Eurypygidae. The annotation marks the transcript as partial. Gene Ontology annotation, cellular component: nucleus. Gene Ontology annotation, biological process: chromatin remodeling. Gene Ontology annotation, molecular function: DNA binding; histone demethylase activity.
AUGGCCCUGCGGCCCAGUGUCAGCCUCGGUGACACUGUCAGUGGAAGUGUCAUUGUCUGUGACUGGCAGCCUCCAUUUGCAUGUGAUGUCGAUAAGCUUCACUUUACACCAAGGAUCCAGAGGCUCAAUGAACUGGAGGCCCAAACUCGUGUAAAGCUGAAUUUUCUGGACCAGAUUGCAAAGUUUUGGGAGCUUCAAGGAUGUACGCUGAAAAUUCCACAUGUGGAAAGGAAGAUCUUAGAUUUAUUUCAGCUUAAUAAGCUAGUUGCAGAAGAAGGAGGAUUUGAUGUAGUUUGCAAGGAGAGAAAAUGGACCAAAAUAGCCACUAGGAUGGGAUUUGCUCCUGGCAAAGCCGUGGGUUCGCACAUCCGCGCGCAUUAUGAGCGCAUUCUCUAUCCUUACAACUUAUUCCAGUCUGGAGCGAGCCUAUUGUGCUUGCAGAAACCAGAUCUCACCAGUGGCACAAAGGACAAGGAAUAUAAGCCACACGAUAUUCCGCAGAGACAGUCUGUUCAGCCAUCUGAAACUUGUCCACCUGCUCGUCGAGCAAAACGCCUAAGUGCAGAGGCAACCACUAUUAAAACUGAAUCUGACCCUCCAGAAGCCAGAACUCAUAAUCUGAGACGUAGAAUGGGAUGUGCACCUCCAAAGUGUGAAAAUGAAAAGGAAAUGCAUAGCACAGUGAAACUUCCCAAGAAGAGAGAGCAUGCCAGGGAGCCAGAGAAAGACAAAUCCAAAGUCCGAUCUAAAAAACCUACUAAUGCUGUGGAUUUGUAUGUGUGUCUCCUAUGCGGCAGUGGUAACGACGAGGACCGUCUCCUGCUGUGUGAUGGCUGUGAUGACAGUUACCAUACCUUCUGUUUAAUUCCACCCCUUCAUGAUGUUCCCAAAGGGGACUGGAGGUGUCCCCAGUGUUUGGCUCAGGAGUGUAAUAAGCCUCAAGAAGCAUUUGGUUUUGAACAAGCAGCAAGAGACUAUACGCUUCGUACGUUUGGAGAAAUGGCAGAUGCCUUCAAGUCAGACUAUUUUAACAUGCCAGUACAUAUGGUCCCCACCGAGCUGGUUGAAAAAGAAUUCUGGAGACUUGUUAGUACCAUUGAAGAGGAUGUGACAGUAGAAUAUGGUGCUGAUAUUGCUUCAAAGGAAUUUGGCAGUGGCUUCCCAGUUAGGGGUGGGAAAUUUAAAGUUAGACCAGAAGAAGAGGAAUACCUUGAUAGUGGCUGGAAUUUAAACAACAUGCCUGUGAUGGAGCAGUCUGUACUUGCUCACAUCACUGCAGACAUAUGUGGGAUGAAGUUACCCUGGCUGUACGUGGGAAUGUGCUUUUCUUCAUUUUGUUGGCAUAUAGAAGACCACUGGAGCUACUCGAUUAACUAUCUGCAUUGGGGGGAGCCUAAAACGUGGUAUGGAGCCCCAGGUUAUGCAGCUGAACAGCUGGAGGAUGUAAUGAAGAAGCUUGCUCCAGAGCUAUUUGAAUCUCAGCCAGAUCUCUUGCACCAACUUGUCACCAUAAUGAACCCGAAUACUUUGAUGGCCCAUGGAGUGCCUGUUUAUCGAACCAAUCAGUGUGCUGGGGAGUUUGUGAUCACCUUUCCAAGAGCUUAUCACAGUGGCUUCAAUCAGGGUUUCAAUUUUGCUGAAGCUGUGAACUUCUGCACAGUUGAUUGGCUGCCGUUGGGUCGCCAGUGUGUGGAACAUUACCGUCUGCUAAAUCGUUACUGUGUGUUUUCCCAUGAUGAGAUGAUCUGUAAAAUGGCUUCCAAAGCAGAUGUUCUUGAUGUUGUGGUAGCAUCUACAGUUCAGAAGGACAUGGCUGUUAUGAUUGAAGAGGAGAAGAGGUUGCGUGAGAAGGUUGAUAAACUGGGGGUUACUGACUCGGAGAGAGUGGCUUUUGAGCUGUUUCCUGAUGAUGAGCGACAGUGCUUAAAGUGUAAAACCACCUGUUUCAUGUCUGCUGUUUACUGUCCAUGUAAACCUGGAUUAUUGGUGUGCUUGUACCACGUCGAGGAUCUCUGCUCCUGUCCCACCUACAAAUACAAGUUGGGGUACCGCUAUACCCUGGAGGAGCUCUACCCCAUGAUGAUGGCGCUGAAGAUGCGAGCGGAAUCGUACAACGAAUGGGCUUCCAACGUUAACGAAGCUCUGGAGGCAAAAAUUAACAACAAAAGAAGUCUCAUCAGUUUUAAGGCUUUGAUAGAAGAAUCAGAAAUGAGAAAGUUUCCGGACAAUGACCUACUGCGACACCUCAGACUAGUUACACAGGAUGCCGACAAAUGUGCCACAGUUGCACAGCAGCUUCUUAAUGGCAAGAGACAAACCAGGUACCGCUCCGGAGGAGGAAAGUGUCAAAAUCAGCUGACUGUGAAUGAGCUCCGGUUGUUUGUGAGGCAGCUGUAUGCUCUGCCCUGUGUCCUCAGUCAGACACCGCUACUGAAGGAUCUACUUGAUCGUGUGGAAGCAUUUCAACAGCAAAGCCAAAAACUCCUUUCUGAAGAAAUGCCUAGUGCUGCAGAACUUCAGGAGCUGUUGGAUGUCAGCUUUGACUUCGAUGUUGAUCUACCCCAACUGGCUGAACUGCGAAUACGCCUGGAACAGGCACACUGGCUCGAGGAUGUGCAACUGGCUUCCUCAGACCAAAACUCUCUCAGUCUAGAUGAUAUGAGACGUCUUAUAGACUCAGGUGUCGGACUCGCUCCCUACCCAGCGGUUGAGAAGGCAAUGGCAAAGCUGCAGGAGCUGCUUACUGUGUCUGAACACUGGGAUGACAAAGCCAGAAAUCUGAUAAAGGCCAGGCCACGGCAGUCCCUGAGCAGCCUUGUAGCAGCAGUGAAAGAAAUAGAGGAGAUCCCAGCCUAUCUCCCGAAUGGCGCGGCCCUGAAGGACGCGGUGCAGAAGGCCAGAGACUGGCUGCAGGAAGUGGAAGCUCUGCAGGUUGGAGGACGUGUGCCUGUACUGGACACGCUAGUGGAACUUGUCACAAGAGGUCGAUCUAUUCCCGUGCAUCUGGACUACCUGCCGAGGCUGGAGUCCUUGGUGUCAGAAGUUCAAGCAUGGAAGGAGUGUGCAGCUAACACAUUUCUGUCCGAGGACUCCCCUUACUCUCUUCUGGAG